AUGCGGCGCCUGCUGCUCCUGGCCACGCUCUGCCUGGCCCUGGCCAGCGCCCUCAGGAGGGUGCCCCUCAGCCGGCGCCGCUCCCUGCGGAAGCUGCUGCGGGAUCGGGGUCGGGACCGGGGGCAGCUCUGGAGAGCCCAGGCAGGGCUGGACACCAGCAGCGAGGCCUGCGCCGCCUUCCUGGAGACCAACGAGCCCCUCAUCAACUACCUGGAUAUGGAGUAUUUUGGGCAGAUCUCCAUCGGGACCCCUCCCCAGAAUUUCACCGUGGUGUUCGACACGGGCUCCUCCAACCUCUGGGUGCCUUCUGUCUACUGUGUCAGCAAAGCCUGUGCUGCACACACCAGGUUCCAGCCAACCCAGUCCAGCACCUAUGAGGUGAUAGGAACCCCCUUCUCCAUCCAGUACGGCACCGGGAGCCUGACGGGGAUCAUCGGCUCUGACCAAGUGGCCGUCCAGGGGCUGAGCGUGAGCAACCAGCAGUUUGCAGAGAGCAUCAGUGAGCCGGGAAAAGCCUUCCUGGACGCCGAGUUUGACGGGAUCCUGGGGCUGGCCUAUCCCUCCCUGGCCGUGGAUGGGGUCACCCCUUUCUUUGACAACCUGAUGGCCCAGAAUCUGGUGGAGCUGCCCAUUUUCUCUGUCUACAUGAGCUCGAACCCCGAGUCCCCCCAGGGAGGAGAGCUGCUUUUUGGGGGAUUUGACAGCUCCCGCUUCACGGGGACCCUGAACUGGGUGCCGGUGACCCAGCAGGGGUACUGGCAGAUCCAGCUGGACAACAUCCAGCUGGGUGGGACGGUGACGUUCUGCGCCGGCGGCUGCCAGGCCAUCGUGGACACCGGCACGUCGCUCAUCACCGGCCCCACCAAGGAGGCCAAAGAACUGCAGAACCUCAUUGGGGCCGUGGCUGUGGAUGGAGAGUACGUCGUGGAGUGCAGCAGCCUCAGCGAGAUGCCCGACCUGACCUUCACCAUCAACGGGCUGCCCUACACGCUCAGCGCCCAGGCUUACAUCCUCGUGGAGUACGGUGAUGGCAUGGAAUUCUGCACCAGUGGCUUCCAGGGGAACGACAUCCCCCCUCCCACAGGACCCCUCUGGAUUUUGGGUGAUGUUUUCAUCCGUCAGUUCUACUCUGUCUUCGACCGUGGGAAUAACAGGGUGGGGCUGGCCCCCGCUGUCCCUUAGGGCUGUGACAUCUGUGGGGCAGGAGAGGAGCCUUGGCAGGGCAGUGGAUGUCACCAUGUCCUCCCCAGUGUCCCCAGGGGGAUGGAGACACCCAGGGAUGCACCUGAAGAAGUUUAGUCCACGCCAGGACACUGUGAUGUGAAAAUGUCUCGAGCAGCUCUGUGAUCUGCUCUGCACAUUCUCUGUUUUGGAAUCCUGAGCCAAUAAAAGCUUUA
Oenanthe melanoleuca is the source of this 1397-nucleotide messenger RNA. RefSeq names its product cathepsin E (gene CTSE). Gene Ontology annotation, biological process: proteolysis. Gene Ontology annotation, cellular component: endosome. The transcript is spliced from 9 exons. The coding region runs from base 1 to 1182 and encodes 393 amino acids. Lineage: Eukaryota; Metazoa; Chordata; Aves; Passeriformes; Muscicapidae. The record is from RefSeq and is a predicted model, not a curated record. Gene Ontology annotation, molecular function: aspartic-type endopeptidase activity.